Messenger RNA from Penicillium alfredii, 1332 nucleotides. RefSeq lists its product as uncharacterized. The transcript is spliced from 4 exons. Gene Ontology annotation, molecular function: transaminase activity; pyridoxal phosphate binding. NCBI's taxonomy places the organism in Eukaryota, Fungi, Ascomycota, Eurotiomycetes, Eurotiales, Aspergillaceae. The record is from RefSeq and is a predicted model, not a curated record. Bases 1 to 1332 code for a protein of 443 amino acids. Gene Ontology annotation, cellular component: cytosol.
AUGGGCGACUACCAGCCAGAAAUUAUCGCUCCACUGGCAACAGCCACGGUCGAAAAGGCAGCCGAGCCCACGGUUGCCGAGGCACAGAGUGGCGUCCUCUAUCGCCAGCUUCGCCAGAAGCCUCUGAACAUUGUCGGGGGCAGAGGAAGCUACCUACUUACAGAUGAUGGGCUUGAAAUCCUCGAUGCAACUUGCGGGGCAGCUGUCUCUUGUCUGGGCCACAGCGAUGAGCGUGUGCAUGCGGCCAUCCUGGAACAGCUGAAGAAGAUCCCCUAUUGCUACUCGUUGUAUUUCACCAACAGAACCGAAGCCGUGGAGGCGGCGAUUAAGAUGGCAAUUCAAUAUUUUACGGAGGUGCCAGUCCCACAACCUAAACGGAUCAACUUUAUUUCUCGCAAGCAGUCCUACCAUGGCAAUACGCUCGGAUCUCUCGCUGUUGGUCAUCACGUUGCCCGCCGAGCCAUCUAUGAAGGGAUUAUGUCGAAGAACAUCCACCACGUCUCUCAAUGCUACCCCUAUCGUGGAAUGAUGGCGAACGAAAGUGUUAAGAGCUAUGUUGGUAGAUUAGCACAAGAGUUGGAAGACGAAUUUCAACGCCUUGGCCCCGAUACUGUGUGUGCCUUUGUCGCAGAGACUAUGGCGGGAUCUGUUCCUCCUUUGCCUGGAUAUCUCAAGGCCAUGAAAGAAGUCUGCGACAGACACGGAGCCUUGUUUAUCCUCGAUGAAGUCAUGUCUGGAAUGGGAAGAACGGGAACGCUCCAUGCCUGGGAGCAAGAAGACGUUGUUCCAGACCUGCAAACCAUUGCAAAAGGCCUCGGAGCAGGAUAUGCCCCGAUCGCAGGGCUGCUGAUCAACCGGCAUGUCGUUGACACAUUGACCAAGGGAACGGGAGCAUUUGCUCACGGCCAAACAUAUCAAGGCCAUCCCGUUUCGUGUGCCGCAGCAUACAAAGUGCAGAGGAUCAUACAGGAAGAUAAUCUCCUGGAAAAUGUGCGUGCAAUGGGGGAGUAUCUUGGUCAGCUUCUGCACGAGCGACUAGCCAACCAUCCCCAUGUGGGCGAUAUUCGUGGCCGUGGUCUGUUUUGGGCUCUUGAAUUUGUUCAGGAUAAGAAUACGAAGCAGCCGUUCCCUCCUUCUAGGGCAUUGGCUUGGGCUCUUCAUACUACCGGGUUGAAACCACAGCAUUCAAUCUCCCUGAUGCCUGGCAAUGGUGGUGCCGAUGGUAUUAAUGGUGAUCAUAUUAUUCUGGCGCCACCAUAUACCACGACGCGUGCUGAAGUGGAUUUGAUCGUUGAUCGGACGGCUCGUGUCAUUCAAGAGGUUUUAGGAUGA